Molecule: messenger RNA, 5737 nt
Organism: Oryctolagus cuniculus (rabbit)
Lineage: Eukaryota; Metazoa; Chordata; Mammalia; Lagomorpha; Leporidae
Source: RefSeq, a predicted model, not a curated record
GUCUGAUGAUUUGAUCUUCGUUUCCUUGCCCUCUUCAACACAUGCACUGUAGCUUGCUGGAGCGCACGGCCCAGCCCUCAGAGCUGCUGGCCUCCUGACAAGCUGGCUGUUUGGAGGCUGAGAGAUGAAGUUGCCGCAGCAAGAAGCGGGUUAGGCGACAGCCCGGCUUCGCUGCUGGCGACGGAAGGCCAGUGAUUUCAGAAAAACCGCACAGCGGACUGGGCCAGCCUAAGACUUGAGCCAUGGGGGUGUUGAUGUCUAAGAGGCAGACAGUAGAGCAGGUGCAAAAGGUGAGCCUGGCUGUGUCUGCCUUCAAGGAUGGGCUGCGGGACAGACCUUCCAUCCGACGCUCAGGUGAGCUGCCAGGGUCCCGCCGUGGCACUGUGGAGGGCUCCGUUCAGGAAGUACAAGAAGAGAAAGAAGCAGAGGUGGGCACCUCAGUGGUCCAAGAAGAAAGCAGUGUCAACCGUGCGGCCUGGGAGCGGCUCCGAGAUGGGCGUGGAGUGGAGCCGGAGGAGUUCGACAAGACCAGUCGUUUCGUACCCCCUGCCUUCAUCCGCCCCACCAGGAAGCUGGACGAUGACAAGCCUCCAGAUAUCUCCUUAGAGCCCAGAGAGCCCGUUGUCAACGAUGAGAUGUGUGAUAUCUGUGAGGUCUGGACGGCUGAGAGCCUCUUCCCGUGCAGAGUCUGCACCAGGGUUUUCCAUGACGGUUGCCUGCGCCGCAUGGGCUACAUCCAAGGAGACAGCGCAGCGGAGGUGACCGAGAUGGCCCACACCGAAACGGGCUGGAGCUGCCACUACUGUGACAACCUCAACCUGCUGCUCACUGAGGAGGAGAUGUACAGCCUCACGGAGACCUUCCAGCAGUGUAAAGUCAUCCCUGAUUGUUCCCUGACGCUGGAGGACUUCCUGCGCUUCCGUCACCAAGCAGCAAAGCGGGGGGACAGUGACAGGGCCUUGAGCGAGGAGCAAGAAGAGCAGGCGGCCCGCCAGUUUGCAGCCCUGGACCCGGAGCAUCGAGGCCACAUAGAGUGGCCCGACUUCCUGUCCCACGAGUCCCUCCUGCUUCUGCAGCACUUGCGUCCUCAGAAUUCUCUUCUGAGGCUUCUGACAAGCAAGGAGCGGGAACGAGCCCGAGCCACCUUCCUGGCCCGGGGCAGCGGGGGCGCCAUCAGUGAGGCAGAGUGCCGCCACGCCCAGCACUCUUGGUUCUGCAAACGCCUCACGCCAGCUGCUUCCUGCAGCGUCAGCAGUGUCAGCCAUGUGGGUCCCAUUGCAGACAGCAGCCCCGCCAGCAGCAGUGGCAAGAGUCAAGACAAGGUCCUGCUGCCCCCAGAACAGGAGUCCAGAUACGUGGACUGGCCCACCUUCCUGCGAGAGAGUGCCAUCUACAUCUUGGCUGCCCGCCCCAACAGUGCAGCCAUUCAUCUGAAACCCCCAGGAUAGCAUGGAGUCGAGAAGCUCACUUCGGGGACAGUGGCGUCCCCUCCCUCCUUUCCUUUUUCCCAUUCCCCUACCAACCUCUGGCGCUGAUACUCUCACGGUGAUGGGGUACUGCCAGCCUCUUAAUUUGUUGUCACUAAGCUUUAUGGCACCAACACGUAUGGCACCAUUCGCCUCCCAGCAGAGGCAGUAAGUGCAUUGCCACAGGAGAAGCCCUGGGAGCUGUGGCACUAGCUGCCCCGGACCGCCCCUCUGCCGUCACAUCACAGCCUGGACCUGCCACCACAUGCACAGAUGCGUGCACACACAUGCGCAUAUACACUUGCCUAGCUCGCCACGACUGCAGAAGCCUUGUUCUUUUUGGUUGAAUAAGGACCAAAGUCCCUUUGUGAAGCCCCUGCUGUAAAUGAGGGGGCUCUCUGCUCAGCCCUUCUAUCGCCCAGUUCUGAUUUCCAGUAGAUAGGUCUCUGGCCAAGUGAUUCUUAAUACAUGCCCUCCCGGAGAUGCUGACAGGCCCCUCCCCCAGUGACAGCCCCUUCUGUGGUGAGCCACUGUUCCUAGUAGGUGUGUACCCUGGGCCCUCCAGUGUCGGGGAGGAGGAAGAUCGGAAAAGCGCCGCUGCAGUUCAACCCUUUAUUUAAAUUCCAACUCCUGGAACUUUAAACAGACAAGACUACUAGUCUGUUGGAAUCCUGAUGGAAAAGGGGGGAGGCAGCCCCUCCCAGAGACUCAGAACUCUUUCAGCCAGGUCGUCCACACCCAGAAGUCAGCGGAACAGUCAAUCAAAGGCGAGCCUUUCGGCUCCCAUUGUCCAAGUGCUAGCUUCUGGCCUAGAGCCCAAGGAGCUUGAAGACCAGAUAGGUUCACUGGCAGGAGUCACAGCUGCACUCAGGUCAGCUACCACAGAUGCCAACAAGGACCAGAUCUGGACGGGAGAGGAGAGGCGAGGGCUCCUGCUUUGCCAUCAUUCCAUCUCAGCCCAGCCACACGCCUAGAAAAGUGUGUGGAGAGCAGGGCCAUCCUCUUCCACAGCUCCAGAAAGAGCAGUCCUGCGAAGCCCUGGCCAGGGACUCUGUUCAGCCGUCCUGACGGCGAGGACGAGUGGCUGGGACAGAAGAGGAUUUGCAUUUCCGCUCUCGCAGGCAGAGAAGGUCCCAGUGGAGCCCCGCGGAAAGGGUCCACUCCCCGUCAUGGAGACGCCUGAGUUUCUGCUCCUCCCUGCUGCUCACUCGUGUCCUCCCCCACCAGGCAAGUGCCUGGGCCUGGCUUGGGAAGGCUUCGAGAUGAGCAGAAGCUGCCACCGGGGCACCAAUCCUGGCCUCCAGGCACCGGCCUCUGUCCUCAGCACUCAAGUUCUCGGGUCAUUGUGUGUUGUGGGUCAGCCCUGCCUCUGAGGUUCAGGUUCUAGAUUUUGGUUUCUAAUCUGAUGACUUGGGUGCAGCCAGAUCUGACCACCAAGAGUUAUUCAAGAGGGAGCUGAACUCAGUCAUGCAGAAGCUGAUAGAUCUGUCUACAUGGCUCAAGGCGUUGUACUAAAUUGGGUACUUCCGGUGUUGAGAUGCCCAGAGGAAAGUAAGGAGCUGCAAACAGGGGCUUGGGAAGAGCCCUGUAGAGUCGCCUCUUUUCGGAACUGCCUGACCCAGAAGCAGAGUGAUAAGCUCCUGGGCUUGGAUUGUUUAGGACUGAAAUGAAGCGGACAGUUGACAAAUCUGUGUUCUUAAUGUGGCCCCAAACGUUUCAUAAUCCACAGCCUUUUGUAAAUAGUCCUCAGCCAUACUUGCAGGACUUAUCAGUGGGAGGGGUGGUUAUUCAGUCUAGAGGAAAAGGAAGGAACGCAUGGCUCAGAGGCUAACGCAGCCAGCCCUUGGUUUUGCUGAGAAUGGUGAAACACAUGAAAACACGCGGGCUUCUGCUUACUGUCCCAGUGAGUGGGCUCCCCAGCGGUGCCCUCAUGCUGCUUGGUGUCGUGGACAGGCCAUUCUGAAUGGACACAAACUGAACUUCGAGAGCUGAGCAGCUUUUUGCUUCCCCCGCCUCCUCAGUCCCAGGGUCUUGAAGUGCAUCUUCUUGGUCCCUGACCCUCUACAGAAAAGGCGAGGCCUUCCCCUGGAGCUGCUGCUUCCAGAUCCCUGUGGUGAGAGCCCGUGGGUCAGAUCAGGCUGCUGGGGCCCCGGGCCUGGCAAGACAGACCCUGGGGCCCUUCCACAACGCGAGCAGGGCCAUGUGGGAUCCUCUCCCUGUUCCAGGACAGCAAACUCCCCACAGCGGGGCUACUGCAGAGCACCCACGGACACCAACCUGAGGAAGAUGGGGUCCCAGCCCAGAGAGUGCGGCGAAGCGGAAAAGCACGAGCAGCAGCUGCCAGGCACCUGGCCGUCACCUAAGGGGGUCCCGCUGCUCCCCCGGCCCAGGCCUCCUGUGCAGCACCUCCCUCUGCAGUGCCCUCGUCCCUGGAGUCCCUGCAUUACGUGAGGCUGCUCAGACGUCUGCUAACCUGUGAAGCCAAUUUCCUUCCCUUCUGAAGCCCUUUUAUCACUGUGAAUGUCUGAAAUUCUGCCAAGGACAAAAAUUAGUGUUUGGCUCUAAGAAGGCUGUGAGAGGAUGUUUCAGUCUUGUCUCGGCUGCCCAAAGUUCAGAUCAGUGCUUUUCCCAAGCACCACCCACCCCCAGCCAAGGGGGCCUUGGGUUCUGUGUGCUCCCUGAAGACCCCUCGCUCGAAGCCUGUUUUUCACCCAGCCGUCCUCUUCCCCUUGCUCAGAUUGAAAUAAAGGGAGAGGUGGCGGGCCCGGCAGAGCUGCAGGCACAGAGGGUGAGCUGAGGGAGUGGCUGGAGCCAAGUAACCUCUCCAGGUCUGCCUGGCUUCCAGGGCCAGCCUUCCCCUACAGGACAUUUGAGUAUCCCAGGGAUGGAGCUGUUUCGUCCCUAGGUACUGAUCCAACUCUCAAGUGCUCUUCCUUUGAGGACGGCUGCAGCAGAAGCCAUGAGUACAUUGCCUCUUUCUACCCUCAGCCCAAGCGAUGCGGGAUGGCAGGGCAGACACUCUUUUCUGGCCCUGGUGCACCCUAUGGGAUGUCACCCUGGCCUUGUUUAAGUGGCCAAGUCGUGGGGUUCCCCCAUUCCUAUCACCAGUAUAAAAAGCACAGAAUCAAACCACCUGGGAAGAGGGCACCGCAUUGGGAGGUGAGCCCAGGCCUCUGCCCAGACCUCUUAGCCCAAAGCACAACUUUGGCCAUUUCACGUUGCAAAGCUUCAGUAAGAGUAAUGACAGGAAACCCUAAAGCCAUGAGGGCAGCUCAGCAGACGCUGCUUGGCAGGGCUUCAAGCCAGCCGUGUCCACCCCAGAGCCAAGAAUAACCUCCAGGCAGCACCAAGAACUGUAACAGGCUCUAGCAGUCCUGCAGCCGUGACCCCUGCAAACCAGCAGAGGAGUGGCAGAAAACAUUCGGCACUAACAAGACAACUUCGAUGCCAGAAUUUCAGGACAUCGUGGUGGCACCUGUAGCCGUUGUCCCUUUCUCCGCCCACCUACCCUGUGUCCAGUGGAAUGAAGUUGCUACGCUCUUCAUGCCACUUAGUUUGGGCCCAUCCAAGGUACAUCUCAGUUCUGGCUGCUUCCCAGACAAUAGAUUUACUAGGGGGGAGGAGGACAUUGGUGUAUCCUGCUUGUUCCUGACAGCUCAGCCCUGGAGUGGGGUGGGACUGGGCAUCUUCCCUGCUGUUUCCCUGCUGCCACUAUGUUGGACCACCUUGAAAGGAAAAAACAAAACAGGUUCUAGAGUUUCUACUAGGCCCAGCAAGCACCAAGGAAGAUUUCCCUCUGGGCCACAUGCCCCUGUGGUGACAGUAUGGAGUCAGCUGGUCUGGGCCAGUGAUUGAGAAGCCCAGGCGCAUCCCAGUUUGCGUAGCACUGGGGCUGACAUAACCACGGAUGAGAACAAGGUACAAGCAGCAAGGCUUUUCCAUGUCCAUGAUGAAACGACGACCUUCAAGCUUAGUCUCUGGCCCUGAGAGGAUGGCGUACGCUCUGUGUCCCAGCCAAACGCGGGCUGGGCUCUGGUUACCUCUGAGUAACAAUGGAGGAGCCAAGGUCCUCUGUCCCCCGUGCUCUUCCUCUGUGCUCUUGCAGAAGGUCCCUUGACGGUGCGCUGAGGGGAGCACCCCCAAGGCCUGCCCUCCGUCCCUGCAGCUGCAUGCUCUUCCCUGUGGCUCGGCCUCCACAGGCUCUCCAGAAAGAGCUGAUGCCCCCAGAGGCUGGGCGCAGUGGACAUCAUAAUAAAGAGAUUGUCAUGCUG